Molecule: messenger RNA, 1143 nt
Organism: Ascochyta rabiei
Lineage: Eukaryota; Fungi; Ascomycota; Dothideomycetes; Pleosporales; Didymellaceae
Product: Uridine nucleosidase
Exons: 5
Coding region: 1-1143 (380 amino acids)
Biological process (GO): purine nucleoside catabolic process
Cellular component (GO): cytosol
Molecular function (GO): purine nucleosidase activity
Source: RefSeq, a predicted model, not a curated record
AUGUCAUCGAGGCUCCCACUCUGGCUCGAUUGUGACACCGGGCACGAUGAUGCAUAUGCUCUCCUCCUCUGCGCUCACGAUCCGCGCGUCGAACUCCUAGGCGUCAGCACCGUCCAUGGCAACGCUGCGCUCGAUCAGACCACCUUCAACACACGCGCGAUUCUGGAGGCAUUGGGCAGACGUGAUGUGAAGGUCUAUUCAGGCGCUGCGAAGCCAAUCGUGCGCGACGCAGUGCACGCUGCCGACAUCCACGGCGAAAGUGGCCUGGACGGCGUGACCCUGCUGCCGCAGCCUGUCGAGCCGGCUGUCACCGACGUGGACUACCUCGAAGCCAUGUACAAAGCGCUCAUUGCGACUCCGCCCAACACUGCAUGGCUUGUAUCUACCGGCACCUUGACAAACAUUGGGCUGCUGUUUCAGAAGUACACCGAUCUGGCAGGUCACAUCAAAGGCCUGAGCAUCAUGGGUGGUGCUGUCGGGAACAAAUUCACAGAUGCCCCGAUGGGCAAGAUCAAGGGCGAGGGAGAGCGCUUUGGCAAUUGGACAGCCUAUGCUGAGUUCAACAUCUAUUGUGAUCCUGAAGCAUCUCACUUCAUCUUCUCGCACCCAGUUCUCCAGUCGAAGACGACCUUGAUCCCGCUGGAUCUCAGCCACAAAGUACUCGGCACGCAGUCCGUUCGUCGUACGUUGUUGUACGGAUCGAAAGUCGGCCUUGAUGUAGACACGACACGGGUCCCAUCUGCUCUGCGAGCCCUGUUCGCCCAGAUCAUGUCAUUCUUCGCAGGAACCUACGCAGAAGUAUUCUCCAUUACCGAGGGUCCUCCACUACACGAUCCCCUGGCAGUCGCAGCAGCGAUCUAUCCUCAAAUCUUUGACGACAGGAAUGGCGAACGAUUCCGGGUCGACAUCGUCACCAAAGGCGUUCACUCGCUAAUCCAGUCUGAAGUCGGGGAGCUUGGAAGGACAAAGGUCUCAGAGCUCCAGGCCGGCGAGGGCGGGUGCAGGAUCCCGCGAGGUGUCGAUCUCGACAAGUUCUGGGGGCUCACAGAAGAUGCCUUGAAGCGCGCAGACGCUGUCAGUCCGAUGCCGCAGGUCUCGCGGGAAGAUUUAGAAAAAGACGGCGUCUUUGUGGGAAUAGACUAA